AUGACCUCGAAGAAAGAAAGUAUACCCAGUCGACGUCGGUCGUCACUGCAGUUUCUCGCGAAGAGACGCCAUCCCAAAGAGCGUCUAAAAAGAUUACUUUUUGGUUUUAAGGAAUCUUCGCUCAUUACAAGAAUUUCAAAUAAUUUAGGAAUCAUUGCAUCAGAAAUCUUUAAAAUGUUUCUUGUGACCUUGGUAGCUCUCAUUGCAGUUGCACAUGGAGCUUACAAUUGCCCAAAGGAUGAUGGUCAAUUUGAAGAUUCGAGGCAAUGUGAUAAAUUUUAUGAGUGUGUAGAUGGAGUUCCCAAGGAAAAAUAUUGUCCUGAUGGACUCGUCUUCGAUCCGUUGAAUCGAAAAAUCAAUAAGUGUGAUCACGUUUUUAACGUCGAUUGUGGCGACAGACUCGAGCUACAGCCACCUCAGCCCUCGAAAAAUUGUCCCAGACGUAAUGGGUUUUUCGCUCAUCCAGACCCAGCUGUUUGUAAUGUAUUUUUCAAUUGUAUUGAUGGAGAAUCAAUUUCUAUAACUUGCACAACUGGUCUUCAUUUUGAUGAGUACAGUGGAACUUGUGUCUGGCCUGACAGCGCAGGACGUCAGGGCUGCGGAGCUGUAGACAAAAAACUUAAAGACGGUUUCGAAUGUCCAAAAGACAACCCACUCGAUACAAGAGGUAUGACUGUAGAUCAUCCUAAAUUUGCUCAUCCUGAAGACUGUCAAAAAUUCUACGUUUGCUUAAAUGGAGUAACACCACGUGAACAAGGUUGCAGUGAAGGAACCGUGUACAAUGAGGAAAUCCAGAGGUGUGAUGCACCUGAAAAUGUUCGUGGCUGUGAGGACUGGUAUAAAGACGAUGGCAAAAAACCUUGAAAACAUUCUCAAGACUCAAAUGUCCCGCAUCGGGAUUCUUAUACCACCCCUCGUACCUUGAAUAUCGUUUAGCUUAAAUGUAAAAACGAAUUUAGUCUUGUAAAUUUUUAUAAUAAAUUACUUUUACAGAGAA
Belonocnema kinseyi is the source of this 997-nucleotide messenger RNA. RefSeq names its product protein obstructor-E-like. The record is from RefSeq and is a predicted model, not a curated record. NCBI's taxonomy places the organism in Eukaryota, Metazoa, Arthropoda, Insecta, Hymenoptera, Cynipidae. Gene Ontology annotation, cellular component: extracellular region. Gene Ontology annotation, molecular function: chitin binding. Bases 1 to 864 code for a protein of 287 amino acids. The transcript is spliced from 6 exons.